Molecule: messenger RNA, 5282 nt
Organism: Frieseomelitta varia
Lineage: Eukaryota; Metazoa; Arthropoda; Insecta; Hymenoptera; Apidae
Gene: Afti
Product: aftiphilin
Exons: 8
Coding region: 834-3323 (829 amino acids)
Biological process (GO): intracellular transport
Cellular component (GO): trans-Golgi network membrane; AP-1 adaptor complex
Molecular function (GO): clathrin binding
Source: RefSeq, a predicted model, not a curated record
UCAUUUAUGGUGAUUCACUUGAUUACUACUUUAUGUCUAAACGAGUUCAAAUAUGUUUCAUUGCGUUUGUGGUAUUAAAGGUUAUGUACGAAUAUUCGACGAUAAGAAUAAUAAGAUAUAAUCUUCAUCUGUAAAGGAGAAAAGAGAAUACAGAAUGACCGAUGUUGCAAGACGAUUUAAGUUUGCGUUCCUUUAAAAAAUAGGCGCGAUAAAGAGCAUGAACAGGUGCGCAGAUGCAACACGUACGGAACAGGUGACACGACCAAUGUGUCUCGUGACUCAACACCUCGGAUUCUUACGGUUUCGACAAGCUGCGAUUGUUAGCUGAUAAGGAUUGUGCACGUACAAGGUUUAAUCUCAAUGGAAUCGAAACGAUAACAGACCGCUUAACGACAAUAGUCAUUUCAUCAAGGCCCACCACGUACUCGACGAUUCCAUUGUAAGUCAAUGUUUGAUUCAACUUCUCAAUUUCGAUGCGAACGUUUACCGAUUCUGUGAUUCAACCUGGACACACGUUACAGCAAAACGAUGUACAACGAUCGACCAGAGUUCAAUCGACGCUCUUAAUUAAUUACCUCGUCCAAUAUUAUCGCUCGUCGUUGGCAAUACGUACCUAACCUCUACAAAUUUGACGUGUACGUGUGUGUUAUCACAAUAUAGUGGAAAUGUUUUUAUUCUUUGUAGAAAGAUCUUUGUUACUUUUAAAGUAAAAUUGUAGAGGAAAAAAGAAAAGGAAAAUAAUACGGAUGACUUUUCUCGCUUUAAAAGAAGAAUGUUAAGUCACAUCUGGUGAACUACAUCUGGGGUCAAGUGUUUUAUAAGUCCGAUGAAGGAUGGCAUUUCCUCCACUAGUUAGUUCCACACCUCCUCCUUUGGAUAGUUUUGGAGACUCCGAGGAAGACGAGUUCGGGGAUUUUACAACUGGGGGUAUAGAUGGAUUGUCAGCGUCGUCAGAUUCACCACAGAAGCUUGCAACACCAGUUCAAACACCGUCAACGUCGCAGAACACUUCACCUAAAGUAAACGGUAUUUCAGAGACACCUGACAAUUCUGAAACAAAUGUUGCUCAAAGGCCAGUUGCAGAAGACCUUUUAAUACUUGAAAAAAUCAAUGAUGAUGUGAAUAAUAUUAAACUCAAGACGGAAGUGGAGACGUUGGAUGAAAUUAUAGGGAACGACGCCAGCAGAGACUUGGGAAACAUAAACAAUAAUAAUAAGGAAAUCACUGUAGGUAAAGAAGUUUCUAACGGCGUUAAUUUAAUCAAUGAAGGCAAUAGCUUUGAAGGAGAAGAGUGGGGAGCUUCGCUGAAUCGUUUGGAAGACAUAGAGCCAUUAAGUUUAGAUUUAGGUGAUCUGAUCGCUGCUCCUGACACAACACAGUCAAUAGACGAUGAUUUUUACGAUUACGAACAGUUCGAGGAUUCACAGAAUUGGGUCUCCCACAACAAUAUAUCCACAGAGAUUUCAAAAGCAGAUUAUUUCAAAGUUCAAGAUUCUGGGCUCACAUCGGAUGACACAAACAAGGAUUUAAACACUGAGAACGAAAAGGAAGGAUCGACUCUGGACUUGGAAAAUAUUAUUGUAAAGCCAAAAUUAGAGGAUAAGUGUGUAGAAAAUCUAGAUGAAUCUAGCAAAAAAGAUAUCUUUUCAAACGAAGUUGACGAUUUAGUGUUUGCAAGUGUUGAAAAUCAAGUAUUUUGUAAUUCUAUUGAGAGAGACUCGAGUAUCAACGACUCAAAGGAUGAGUUCUCUUUGAAAGUUCAGGAAGAAAACGAAGUUGCUGAAAAUCUUCAGUUUUCCGAGGAUGAGGACGCCAAAAUCAAAGAUAAUUUUCUAUCCUCCGCAUCACUGCCAGAUAUUUCGAAGUGUUCGAACGAGGAAUUCGGUGACUUCAAGUACGAUUCUACGCUGGAAACUUCGGUCAACGCACCUCAGCUGGAAUUUUCUGAUUACUCAACGGAAACAGAUCACAAGAAAAAAGAAACGUUCGUUCAAGACGAUGAUUUCGGCGAUUUCACCAAUUUUUCCGAGCAUACGCAAUUCGAUGAAACAAAUGUACCUGAUCAAAAGGAUGAGGAUGAUGAUUUUGGUGAUUUCAAUAAUUUUGAAACAGCAUUCGAGCAACCUGUUGUAGAACAGCCACAAAGUAGCCUAAAAGAGUCAAUUUAUCGAAUAGAAAAUAAAAGCGCUGCUAACAAGAUAGAGGACAUAAUAACUACCAUGUUUUCAAUGGACUGGGAGCAAUGUGAGAUUGAGAUACAGUCGUUGAUAAGUCAAGCGGACAAGGUCUGGAAGAGUAUUAAAAAUGUUGAGGAAACGAACGCCCUGACAUAUCAAUGGGCAAACAGUUCCAGCAAUAAUGUCCUACUAAAUUCUCUUGGUAUCGACUCUCGUAAUAUUUUAUUCGGACCGAGAUGGAAUCCGAAUGUUCCAAGAUUUGCUGCAAACCUUGGCUUUACUCCAUUAGAACCGAUCAAAGCUACAACUGAUUCUCAAACAGUUGCUACAUCAAAUAGCAAAUCUCAGUCUUCAGCUAAUUCAGAAGAAGUACCUGCUGCUCAAUUUGAUUGGAAUAGUUCUGGGCUUGUUAAUCCUUUAGAAGCUAGUGGUGGGUUAUCUGCUCUUCUACCUCUGGACUUUUUGUGUCCUUUCGAUCCUCUACUAACAUCCCACAACUCCACCAACUCUGAAUCCUAUCGCCGACCAAGUAGCGCAAGGAAUUCCAUUAAUUAUCAUAUCUCAGAAGUGAAUGCGAACCGGGAACGAUGCAAUUCGGUGUCGAAAGUAAAGACGAUAGAGUCUCUGGAGAACGACGUCGCAAAGUCACAAAACACUAAACGUUCACAGUCUUCGAAAAUAAUCGAACCUUUGCCUGCUCCACGCGCAACAGAAUGCAAGAGAAGAACUGAUGUCGACUCCGGAUACAAGCAGAAAAGCGCAAGUACUCAAAAAGGUAUUCCAACGGAGAAACAAUGUCCGUUAAUGGAAAAGCAGUUGCUAUCGAUUGAUAAACAGUGCAUGGUCGAAAGACAAUACGCGCCAGUUGCGAAACAGCUUUCACUAAGUGACAAACGAUAUUUGCCAACAGAGAAAUCAAUGACGGGAGACGUUUACCGCAGUAAGUCUGUAAAUAAAAGAUCUGGAUCCGAGCAUGUGGUGAUAGACAGAUUUGGCCGGGUAAUGCCGAUACAGUCGGAAACAGCGAGGGUGCUGAACCGUUUGCCGGAUCUCUCCUUCCUUAGCGCUAGAACGUUGAUGCUCGACCGGGAACACAAGCAGCUCGCCUGCGAAAUGGGUGUUAUAAGUCGUAAGAUGCCUGGCUGAGUAACGUCGGUCUGAGCGUGAGUUUGAAAGGUCAGAAUAUUCGAUGGAUCUCACUCUGUCCCGCGGACAAAUUGAUGAGACGUAGAAACGAAGGAGAGAAGACAUUCCGUUAACCUUUCAAACCCGUGCUUGGGCCGACCUUUGAUCCUAACUCAUAUUUCCUCCUGAAGAAAUAAGAAAAAAAGAAAAAAAAAAAAGAAAAAACACUGACUGAUAAAGUAUUCUGUACUCUUUAUUCAGAAAAAGAAAACAAGAUUCUGUGUGGGAUAUGCGAGAUGGUGGUGGAUGUCUACUUCCUGUUUAUAGGAAGGACAACAUUCCAUGAUACAGAUUUUCUAUCAUUUUUGCACGAUAAGACGGCGAUAUAGAACAUUAUUACUUUGUUCACGAAAUGGAGUCGUAAUAUUUUAUCAUUUAAAGUGUGAUCACUUCCAGAUCUUCAGAUACUUCCGAAACGAGAACAUCACUUGUAGUAUGUGAUACUUAGUUCCCCUGUAUUAUUUCGUUUAACAAAGUUUUCCCGCUUCUUUAUUUUCUACUCUCAGACGUGGACCAAUGUAUACUUUAAAAUAGUAUGUAUAGUUGAGUAUAGUAUGAUAUUUAUGAUAUUUUUAAUCACGUUUGUUCUAAGCAGUAGCCUAUGCUGACAUAUGGCGACUAUUUUGUUAAAAACGAAAUUAUGAAAGUUAUAAUGGAUUAAUCAGUAAUUAAGCCAUUUGCAUUCCUGUUUUCGUUUUUAACUUUGCUUCUUAAUUAAGUAACAGUUCGUUGAUAUAAUGUACGUUACUAAUUAUUUAUAUGUGAUUUGCAAGAUUUCAAGCAGAAUGUACUUAAUCUUUUAUACAUACUGACUCUGUUCCGUGAACAGGUGUAAAAGUAUGUAAGUGGUGCAGCCAGAUAUUAGAGGCAUACGAUGUUGUCACAAAUUAGUUUCAUGAUUAAUCAAGAAGGAAAUAUACUACUUUGAGAAAAAGUAUCUUUCAGUUGUGUUCAGUUAUGCCUCAUAGGAGUUACAUUUUAUGCGCGUAUUUUUAUUUUAUACAGCAUAUUAAAAAUAUAUGUAUUCUUUGUCUGUGUAAAAAGAGGAUAACGUGUAAUAGUAUAAUGAACGAGGAGUAACCGAACUGUUAACAACUUUUAUUUCAAUAAAUUUUGUGGCGGCGCCACAGUUGCAGGUAGUCAAUGAUAUCGAGUAUUUAAUGUUCGAGUUAAGAUUUAGCACUUGUACUACGUUCAGAGGGAAUUGUCAUGAAUAUAUUUGGCGUUCAAAAGUGACUUAACAAAUAAUAACAAUAAGAUAUCUUUUAGGUGAAUGUAAAAGUAUUUCCGAGAGAGUUGGUAGGAGAUGCUUGUGUCUUUGACAUUUGAUAACUAUCAUUUUCCAUAGACUGAAUUCUUAUUAUAAUGAUUUAAAGCCUAAUUAGAUAUUUUAUUGUUAGUAAGAAGAGGAUUUACUCUUGAGUGGAAGAUUUCAAAGCGAUUAUGGGAAACAACAUAGAUAUGUUACCUUUUUUGUUUGAAACCUUACCCUCAGAAACGUUAAACAAAUGAUAUAUUCUAAUUAUAUAAAUGUUAUUGAAAUGUUGUUAAUUUUGACCAAUUGUGUUUUAAUAUUGUGUUAUGAAUGAUGUAAUAAUCCUGUUAUAAAUAUUACUCUGUUCAUAUUAUCUAAUACAUUUAUUUUAUGUUAUAAAUGUGCACAUAGUAAUUCUUCUUUUUAAUAUUAAUUAAUGCAGAAUGGAAUAAUACUACAAUAUUUUAUUAUUUUUGAAUAACGGCUUUUACAAUCAUUUAGUAUUGCUCAAAAUCUUCUACACAAGAACAAUGUUCUCUUACGUACAGGAUGUAACAGAGAAAAAGCCUGUGUCAUUGGAUUGGUACUAGUCUUAACACUUACACACAGAAUAUGGAAAUAAUUUACUCUUAUUUCUACUGUGUCAAUAAAAACUAUUAUUUUUA